Babesia sp. Xinjiang is the source of this 498-nucleotide messenger RNA. RefSeq lists its product as uncharacterized. Gene Ontology annotation, molecular function: transcription coregulator activity. The record is from RefSeq and is a predicted model, not a curated record. The coding region runs from base 1 to 498 and encodes 165 amino acids. Lineage: Eukaryota; Apicomplexa; Aconoidasida; Piroplasmida; Babesiidae. Gene Ontology annotation, cellular component: mediator complex. The transcript has 4 exons. Gene Ontology annotation, biological process: regulation of transcription by RNA polymerase II.
AUGGAAGAUUUUACGUCCGGGUUCCCUCCUCCUCCAUUUUUUUACAAAAAUUAUUCGUUUAAUGACGAUAGUGAUGUAAUUUCGACGGUGUGUGGACCUGCGAAUUUGUCCACCGCAACUUGUGGAUCCGAUGCGGCUGAGGAUGGGAAUGUAGACCUGAGCGGUCUGGUUUCGGGUCCAAGCCAUCCUCCACCGCCCAAAGGGUCAUGGUUUUGCUUUGGCAUUGAAGAGAAGCUUACGCCUGAUGCCCAUGAAUUGGAUUCGGAGACCCUUAUAACCGUAGCAGAUGCCGACCCGGAUCCACGAGUACACUUUAAGGUGUUGUAUGGAGACUUUAUGGAUUCUCUAUUAUUGUAUUUGGGUCGUUUGAAGGACAUGGACCCUGAUUCCGUUUCUGAUAUCAAGCGUUUUCUUAAGAUUUAUAUGAAUCUUCAACAUAUGCUCUCCUCAUUCUCUCAGAGGAAGGCAGAGGACGAUGUCAUUCGAAUGCUGAGGUAA